Molecule: messenger RNA, 417 nt
Organism: Alternaria atra
Lineage: Eukaryota; Fungi; Ascomycota; Dothideomycetes; Pleosporales; Pleosporaceae
Exons: 2
Coding region: 1-417 (138 amino acids)
Biological process (GO): proteasome assembly
Source: RefSeq, a predicted model, not a curated record
AUGAACGGCAACGCGUCGCAUGCGCCUAUCGAGGUCUCAUUUCCUCUUCCAAAAGCGCCACAUACGAACAUCCACCUUCAGCUCACAAACAAUGGCCCGAACCUGCUGCUCUUCCUGACUACUGCAACAGCCGAAUCUGCGUCUUCUGCACCACUUGGUUCCUUCGUAUACUCGAUGCCGAAUAGGGCCAAACCUGCCGAAGCACUCAGUACACCCCUCUUUACCCACGGCGGAACACUAGACUUCACGACUCGUCUAUCCAAGGUACUCGCGCGUAAGACGGGGAAGCCUGUAUAUGUAGGGAACUCUUCCAGUUUCGCAAGUGCAGGCAUGGGAGGGACAGUCGAAGAAGAGAUGGAGGCUUUUCGAAGGGUGGUUGAGGUUGUGACGGGCCUGCUGAAGUCGGAGAAAGCGUAG